Molecule: messenger RNA, 1121 nt
Organism: Manihot esculenta (cassava)
Lineage: Eukaryota; Viridiplantae; Streptophyta; Magnoliopsida; Malpighiales; Euphorbiaceae
Product: protein TIFY 9
Exons: 6
Coding region: 149-754 (201 amino acids)
Biological process (GO): regulation of defense response; response to wounding; regulation of jasmonic acid mediated signaling pathway
Cellular component (GO): nucleus
Source: RefSeq, a predicted model, not a curated record
CAAUUUGAUGUACAGGUCCACAGCCCCCCCCCCCCUUUUUAAAGGUGGCUUCACUUUCUCUUCUACUCCCGACUCCCGCCUUUGCAUUUAAGUUCUCUACCUUCACAAAUCACAACAUUAUCGAUUUCAUCAGUAAUAAAAAAUUAAGAUGUCCAGAGCAACUGUCGAGCUCGAUUUCUUUGGCAUGGAGAAACAGAUCUCUGCUAACUCUCGUUUCCCUAAAAUCCUUCCUCGCCAAAGGAGCUUUCGAGAUAUUCAGAGCGCCAUUUCAAAAAUCAAUCCUGAGCUUCUCAAGUCUGUGAUUGCCUCUGGUUCUGCCAAUCAGCGGACUCCUGAAAAUGGCUAUCAGUUGGAUUCAAUAAAGUUGUGUUCGGUGCCUUCUACCCCUAAACAAGAACUCACUCCAUUUCGCCCUUUACCUGUCUAUUCUCCUCUUCAAAGGCCUGCCUUCGAGAGUACUCCGGAAACGGCUCCUUUGACGAUCUUCUACAACGGAACCGUUGCGGUUUUCGAUGUUCCUCGAGAUAAGGCGGAAACCAUUUUGAAGCUUGCCGAAAAUGGACUCUCCAAGUCUGUUGAAUCAACCAAUGAAAAACAGCUGCUGCAUACUCUUGAUGGAGAUCUGCCAAUUGCCAGGAGAAAAUCUUUGCAGAGGUUUCUAGAGAAACGCAAGGAGAGGUUGACUUUGGCAUUCCCUCAUGCAUCCUCAUCUAUUUGUCGUUUAUUGAACAAAGCAGAAGUGGGAAGACCGUGAAGGAGCUGUUUCAGGAUAGGGACCUUAGAAUACUGUUUCCUCCUUGUAUGGCGCAGGAUUGGGUUGCUUUCUAUUAUGCUUUCCGCUUUUGAUGGAUAGCUAAACAAAAAAAAGUUAAAAUUUAGAUAAUGGCAUUGCUCCGUAGGGUCCAUUUUUUAAGUGGUUGAGUGUCACGUUUUUUGUAAUGGGUAUUUUGGCAAUUAGGCUCAAGUAUUCGUUACUCUGUUUCGCUGCAGUUUCCUAUGGUCAUCAUGUCUUUAAUUGAUGCCAUUAUUUUAUCUGCAGCGUUUAUGUCGCGAACUUAUUUUUCUAAACCAUUAUGUAUUUCUUUAAAUCCCUAAAAGCAGUGUUAACUGUUAAAUUCUUA